Molecule: messenger RNA, 828 nt
Organism: Knipowitschia caucasica
Lineage: Eukaryota; Metazoa; Chordata; Actinopteri; Gobiiformes; Gobiidae
Source: the annotation of a GenBank genome assembly
AUGGUGUUUGACUUCGAGGCCUUCGUGGAAGAGCCUUCCCUUGAGGAGUUGAACAAAUGCAAAAAGAAAGACCUCAUAGCAAUUGCUGUGCAUUUUAAUAUUUUAUAUUCCAAACAGAGCAGAAAGGACGAGAUCCGGGCGCUGCUUGUGGAUGGCUUGGUGGAGUUGGGCCUGCUCUCGCAACCAGUGGCUUCUGAGGGGACUGAUGAGAGUAUCGUGCCUGCGGGAACCCCAAAGCGGGAGGAGAAACCUGGACCUUCAGAUGGUUCUCCCCCUGGGACAAAGAGAGCGGGCGCGGGGGUUGAUGAACCGCCUAACCCACAGUUCACCCUCCCCCGGUAUGACCCACACUCUCCUCCCACCUCUCCUCGGUCCUUGGAUGCUGCCCGACGCGCUGUGCGCCUGGCCCGCAUUAAAAUGGAAGCUGAGCAGAAGGAACGGGACCGCAGUGCCGAGCUCGAAUUUCAGGUGCGCAAGCUCGAGAUAGAGGCUGACAAAGACGUCAAACUGCGCCGCCUUGAGCUGGAGGCUGAAGGUCGCCUCCCUCCCAGUCCUACUCCCGGCCCUGGAUCCACCGCGCAGGCUGCAGCCCACUCCCCAUCCGUUCACGGCGGCGCCCUCGAUGGGGAGACGCUCUCUGCUAAAUAUACCGGUCCUUAUGUGGUUAAUGAGAAACUGUCUGAUACCGACUAUAUUAUCAACACGCCGGACAGGAGGCGAAAAACCCGCGUGUGCCACAUUAAUAUGUUGAAGCAGUAUCACUCCCCGCGUUACACCGCCCACGACGGAGCCCCCCCUUCAGUGUGUCUCCGCUCUGAUUGUGGCUGA